UGGUGCCCAAGAAGGGGGGAAUCACGGUUGUCCUGAAUGACAACAAGGAGCUGGUGCCGACCCGCCCGGUCACGGGUUGGCGUAUGUGUAUUGACUACAGGAAGCUAAACGCCGUGACAAAGAAGGAUCAUUUCCCUCUUCCUUUCAUUGAUCAAAUGUUGGAUCGUUUAGCUGGUCAUGAUUUUUACUGUUUUCUUGAUGGUUUGUCAGGUUAUUACCAAAUAGCAAUCGCGCCGGAGGACCAGGACAAGACGGCGUUCACAACCCCUUUUGGUACCUUUGCGUGGAAGAGGAUGCCUUUUGGGCUGUGCAAUGCACCGGGGACCUUCCAACGGUGCAUGAUGUCGAUCUUCGCGGAAAUGAUAGGUGAUUUUGUUGAAAUUUUCAUGGAUGACUUUUCCGUGUUUGGAAAUUCGUAUAGUGAUUGCUUGGGUAAAAUUAAUUUGGUUUUGAAAAGGUGUAUAGAGAGUGGGUUAACUCUUAGUUGGGAGAAGAGUCACUUCAUGGUGACUAGUGGCAUCGUUCUUGGCCACGUGGUGUCAAAAGAUGGUAUAGAGGUUGAUAGGGCUAAGGUGGAGGUGAUUGAAAAAUUACCCCCACCAAUUGAUGUAAAAGGCAUUAGGAGUUUUCUAGGUCAUGCCGGGUUUUACCGGCGUUUCAUUAAGGAUUUCUCUAAGAUUGCCCAACCUUUAUGUCGUCUGCUUGCUCAAGAUGUGGAUUUUGAUUUUAAUGAAACUUGUAUGCAUGCUUUUGAAUUGCUGAAGCUCAAGUUAAGCACUGCACCUGUUGUUGUUGCACCUGAUUGGUCUUUGCCUUUUGAGAUUAUGUGCGAUGCUUCAAACUCUGCUGUGGGGGCCGUUCUUGGUCAACGUGUUGACAAAAUGUUGCGUGUGAUUUACUAUGCUAGGGAAUUAAGACCCGAUCUAACAUCCCAAGAGAGGAAAAGGUUUUUGGCUACUUGCAGGCAAUACUAUUGGGAAGAUCCCUACCUUUUCAAGUUGGGGAAGGAUGAGGUGAUCCGGAGAUGCAUUCCGGAUGUGGAGGCUUGUGAUCGGUGCCAAAGAGUUGGGACAAUUGGGCGCAGGAAUGAAAUGCCCCUCACGAGCAUUCUUGUUGUGGAGAUUUUUGAUGUGUGGGGCAUAGAUUUCAUGGGCCCCUUCCCUAUGUCUUACGGUUAUGAAUAUAUCUUGCUUGCCGUCGAUUACGUGUCCAAGUGGGUUGAGGCCAUCCCUACAAGGACAUGUGAUGCUAAUGUCGUCUUGAAGUUUGUGCAGGAGAACAUUUUAUGUAGGUUUGGAUUUCCCAAGGCCAUAAUCAGUGAUGGAGGCAAACACUUCUGCAACAAGCUUUUUGAGAAGCUUAUGAGGAAAAACGGCAUCACUCACAAGGUGGCCACACCUUAUCAUCCUCAGACCUCGGGCCAAGCCGAAACAAGUAAUCGGCAAAUCAAGGGCAUACUGGAAAAGACUGUCCAACCCUCGCGUAAGGAUUGGUCUCUUAAGCUCAAUGAUGCCUUGUGGGCGUAUCGGACCGCCUUCAAAGGAGUCCUGGGAAUGAGCCCCUACCGCCUUGUCUACGGUAAAGCAUGCCACUUACCGGUGGAGGUUGAGCACCGAGCUUAUUGGGCAAUCAAGGCCACCAAUUGCGACAUUACUACCGCGGGGAAGCAAAGAGCCUUGCAAAUGGAAGAACUUGAUGAAUUGCGCAACGAGGCAUACGAGAGUGCAAGGAUCUACAAAGACAAAGUCAAGAGGUUGCACGAUAGCCGUAUUGUCCCCAAGAAUCUCCAACCUGGAAUGAAGGUGCUUUUGUUCAACUCAAGGUUGAAACUCUUCCCGGGCAAGCUCAAGUCUCGUUGGAGUGGCCCUUUCAUUCUUAAGGAGACUCUCCCUCAUGGCGCUGUAGUCUUAAGCAAGGAGAACAACGACGAGACGUUUACCGUCAAUGGGCAUAGGGUGAAGCCCUACUUGGAGCAUGACGUGGUUGCCGCUGUAGUGGAGUCCCAAGCACUCCACGAUCCAACGUUUUGA
Molecule: messenger RNA, 2030 nt
Organism: Salvia miltiorrhiza (redroot sage)
Lineage: Eukaryota; Viridiplantae; Streptophyta; Magnoliopsida; Lamiales; Lamiaceae
Exons: 3
Coding region: 84-2030 (648 amino acids)
Biological process (GO): DNA integration
Molecular function (GO): nucleic acid binding
Source: RefSeq, a predicted model, not a curated record